AAAAUGGUAAAUCUGACAGCGUUGUCCAACGCAACCAAAGGCUUAAGAGACCGGGGUAUUUUUGAUUCAUACUUUGCAAAUGCACAGGCGCAGGCUAUUGAUUGGGUGAAGAUGCAGUGGUUUUAUCACUUCACCGGCCCUUUUGGGAGCUUGUACGAGUCCAUUAAAGAGCAAAUGUGGGAUUAUGUCAGACCGUUCAUAACUUAUAUGUUGAUUGCCAUCGGAAUAAUUAUAGCAGCUCUGGCUGCUGUUCUAAUCAAGAACUUUAUAGCGAUGUUUAAAGAAUGCUGUAUGACAUUGACUUUCUGUUCCAAGUGCUGUAAGAACACGUACACCUGCUGCUGCAUGUGCUGUCCCGACUGUGAAGCUUGUGAGGAAGAUGAUGGAAAGCAUAAACAUAAAAAGAAGCAUCAUCAUUAGAUACCUAUAUUCCUUAUUUUUAUAUGAUAUAUGAUAUUUUGUUAUAUGUACUUAUUAAAAUUUCAAAAUUAUUUUGUAUCCAUUAAUAACUCUUUAUUUUCUUGAAGAUUUGUUAUUAACAGUUUGAAAAUAUAUUUUAUAAUAUU
Molecule: messenger RNA, 566 nt
Organism: Eurytemora carolleeae
Lineage: Eukaryota; Metazoa; Arthropoda; Copepoda; Calanoida; Temoridae
Exons: 4
Coding region: 4-420 (138 amino acids)
Source: RefSeq, a predicted model, not a curated record